Molecule: messenger RNA, 744 nt
Organism: Procambarus clarkii (red swamp crayfish)
Lineage: Eukaryota; Metazoa; Arthropoda; Malacostraca; Decapoda; Cambaridae
Cellular component (GO): extracellular region
Molecular function (GO): chitin binding
Source: RefSeq, a predicted model, not a curated record
CGUCUUCACCAUGAAACCCAUCUUCCUCUGCUUCCUCGUUACAAUAACCAGAGCCAGCCGGUUUCCUAGCAGUGUUUUGUCUACCAACUAUGGUGCGCCUGCUGACAAUGGCGGUUAUUCAUACGACAGAGAUCUGCUGGGAUCUGCCUCCUCCGUCGACACCGCUCUGGAAGAAGAUCCCAUAGCCGCCCUGGCCGCCAAUAUUCCCGGGGGCGGCGUCCCUGGCCAACACUACCCGAUCCUGGCCUCUGUGCCACAAACCGGUUUCUCCUGCCAGGCUCAGGAGUUCCCGGGUUACUUCGCCGACACCGCUGACGAGGCCCGCUGCCAGGUCUUCCACAUCUGCCAGUUCGACGGCCGCCUCGACUCCUUCCUGUGUCCCAACGGCACCGUCUUCAACCAGCAGUACUUCGUGUGUGACUGGUGGUUCAACGUCGACUGCGCCGCCUCCGAGCAGUUCUUCGCUCUCAACUCCGAGAUCGGCAAGAUCCCUGAAGACAACGUGGCCGCCGCCUCCGAUCUAUCCCUGUCUGAGACCUACGGCGUCCCUGAGGCCCAGGCCUCGGAUCAGGUCCCUAGCGAGCUAUACAGCACGCCAACCAGGUCGUGAGGAGUUCUGAUGACUGCUGUGCUGACUCGGAUUCGAUAAUAAAUGCCUUUUUAACAGUAACAUUAAUCUUUACUGCAUUAUCAUACAAUUUAUUUAAUAAGUUUUUUUUUCAAAAUAAAUUAAUAUAUAUUGUC